AUGGAUGGAGAUGCUCCCACCAAUCAUAUUGAGGCGGCUAUUGACAUAAAGCUACGUGGCUUGAGUAAUGCUCAUAAAGACCAUCCUUGCAUAUUUAAAGUGCAUAAGCAAUUACUUAAGGUAAAUGAGAAUGCUUACACACCCGCGCUACUUGCCAUCGGUUCUUACAACGACAAUGGCCAGGGGCAUAUGGAAGAGCAUAAACUUCGGUAUCUGGAGCAAAUGCUUGAAAGGAGAAAUGAAAUCAGUCUGGAAGAAUACAUCAAUGCCUUAAGAAAUUUGGAAGUAAGAGCCCAGAAUUGCUAUGCCGAACGCAUUCCCCUGGAAACAAAUGAGUUUGUAGAAAUGAUGCUACUUGAUGGGUGUUUCAUCAUUGAGCUUUUCCGAAAGUAUGAAAUGCGGAAUCUAAUUGAUGAGCAUGAUCCAAUCUUCCAAAUGAGCUGGAUGCUUCCUGAAAUAGCCCGUGAUCUAUUGUUAUUUGAAAAUCAACUUCCAUACUUUGUUCUUACUACAUUGUUUGAGAUGAGUGAUAUCUGUGAAAUUACGCCCUGUGGUGAAAGCUCAGCCUCCAUAGAUCAGAAUGUCCGAAGACGACUUGGUGAUCUUGCCAUUUCUUUUUUCUCUGGCUCAUUACCAUUUCAACUGAAUGUCAAUGGAUUAAGUUCUUCUUCAACCACAACUAUUAAGCAUCUACUUGGUCAGACGCAUACAACUAUCACUCCUACACUGGCAAAGCUGGUAAAUGAGCAUCUAAAGGUUGUAGACAAAGUCAUGAAGAAGGUAGAAUUUAAACAUCUACUUGAUCUGAUAUAUACAUUUAUCAAGCUUUCAGUACUUGAUAUGGAAGUAGAUCGUGCCAUAGAACGUCACGAGGUUGCAGUUAAGCUCAAUAUAGGAGACAGAUUUAAGCAAUAUUUAUUUGGCCUGAUACGAAGUGUUGUAAGUCUUUUAGAUGAAAAACUCGAAAAGAUGAAGGGCGGCUAUAAGAAAGUGAAUAAGAAUGAUGGCUGGAAUGAGGAUGAUGGCUCAAUACCAUAUGGAAAGGAGCUUCGUGAGGCUGGAGUAGAAUUUGAGAUGGCAAAGAAAUUUAAGGAUAAAUUACUGGAGAAUAAACGCUGGAAGUCAAUAUCUGAUGCCAUUGCAUUUCAAGAGGUUGGAGUUGAGAUCGAGAAGGCAGAGAACUUUAUAAGGGAGCUAUCUCAUCCAAAUAGGAAUAAAGAUGUGAAGAAAAAACUGAUUGAAAACUGGAACACAAUUCCUGACGGAAGAGAACUUAGAAAGGUUGGAGUCGAAUUCAAGAAGGCAAAGAAAUUUGUGGCUACAAAAGAUAUGAUGAAGUCAAUAUAUAAUGCAACGGCGCUUAAAGAGGCUGGAAUCAAAUUCCAGAAGGCAAAGCAUCGUACCACAUUUGCCUGCAUAAAGUUUAGCAAUGGGGUAUUGGAAAUACCGCCUUUGAGAAUAGAAGAUGAAACUGAGUCUUUCUUACGGAAUCUAAUUGCAUAUGAGCGAUAUAGUCGGCCACACACUGAUAUUAGUCCAGAAACUAAUAUUGAUUGCGUUACCGACUAUGCAUGCUUCAUGGAUGAUCUCAUUAGCUCUCCAAAGGAUGUUGAAUUACUUCGUCAAAAUGAAAUUAUCGAAAAUUGGUUGGGUGAUGAUGAAGUUGCUUCCAGCAUGUUCAACAAGCUUUGUCACCAUGUUGUUUCAGACUAUCCGGCCCGCAGUACUUUUGCUCAAACUUCCAUUGAUAUGAAUAAGCACUGCGCCAAAAGAUGGAAUGUAUGGAUGGCAACAUUAAGGCACAAUUAUUUCAAUAGUCCUUGGUCUGUGCUUUCAGUCUUGGCGGCUAUCUUAGUGCUUGGACUUGCAAUUUUUCAGACCGUAUUUUCCAUUAUUAAUAAUUAG
Juglans regia (Persian walnut) is the source of this 1905-nucleotide messenger RNA. RefSeq names its product UPF0481 protein At3g47200-like. The coding region runs from base 1 to 1905 and encodes 634 amino acids. NCBI's taxonomy places the organism in Eukaryota, Viridiplantae, Streptophyta, Magnoliopsida, Fagales, Juglandaceae. The transcript is spliced from 2 exons. The record is from RefSeq and is a predicted model, not a curated record.